Messenger RNA from Suillus paluster, 432 nucleotides. RefSeq names its product Endoribonuclease L-PSP. Gene Ontology annotation, molecular function: deaminase activity. NCBI's taxonomy places the organism in Eukaryota, Fungi, Basidiomycota, Agaricomycetes, Boletales, Suillaceae. The transcript is spliced from 3 exons. Gene Ontology annotation, cellular component: cytosol; mitochondrion. Bases 1 to 432 code for a protein of 143 amino acids. The record is from RefSeq and is a predicted model, not a curated record.
AUGUCCGAAGUUCAAAAAAUCAACAGCCCUGACAGGCCGGCAGGACCUAUGUAUUCACAUGCGGUGAAGAUCCCGGGCCUUAUCUUCUGCAGUGGACAAACUCCUAUGGAUAGUACAGGCAACGUUGUGCCAGGGGACAUAAAAGCCCACACUGCAAGUUCAUCAUGUCACAGAGUCUGCGACCUAACAUUUAAGCUCUUCCCGCAGGCUCAAUGCGUCUCUAACUUGACUGACGUAUUGAAAGCUGCUGGUUCAUCAUGGGAAAAUGUGGUGAAAGUAAAUGUUUACCUCAGGAGCAUGGACGACUAUGCAGCCAUGAACGAGGAGUAUAUUAAGCUUCUCCCUGACCCUAAGCCGGCUCGUACGUGCAUCCAAGCUGGAAAGUUGCCUUUCGAUGUGGACAUAGAGAUCGAAGCGAUUGCUGCAGUUUGA